GAAGGGGCGGGACCCAGUGGGAGAGGCGGAGGCGGGGAGCCUAGACCCGGAGAGUCGGAGCAGAAGCUGGAGACAGACGGCCGGGGCUAAGCAGAUCCACACAGUUGCAGGUCCGAUCUUUGGGUCCUCCAGGAGCUGCUCCCCAGCCCCUGCUUCUCAACCUAUGGAUUCUCCAUCUAGCGUUUCAUCCUAUUCCUCCUGCUCUCUCUCUUCCUCUUUUUCCACCUCCCCAGUGAACAGUGACUUUGGCUUCCCCUCCGAUAGCGAGGGGGAGGACAAGGGGGCCCAUGGCCCCAGGCCAGACACUGUUGGGCAGAGGGAAGAUUCUCGGCCCAGCCCGGGUCCUAUCCGCCGCAGGCAACGACCCAAGGUUUCCGGUAACCGACAUACAGCAUCUCACUCGGCACAGCGGGGCUUGGCUUCUCCUAUGGCAGGAUGUGGGGUCAAAAGAUCAAGAGAUGGUGAAUUGGAGACCAGUCUAAACGUACAGGGUUGUACCACAGAAGGAGACCUGCUCUUUGCUCGGAAGUGUAAAGAGCUCCAGGGAUUCAUACGCCCUCUCACAGACCUGCUGAAUGGCCUGAAGAUGGGUCGCUUUGAGAGAGGGUUGAGCAGUUUCCAGCAGAGUGUGGCAAUGGACAGGAUCCAGCGUAUUGUAGGUGUUUUGCAGAAGCCACAGAUGGGGGAGCGUUAUCUAGGAACCCUGUUACAGGUAGAAGGGAUGUUAAAGACUUGGUUUCCUCACAUAGCUGCCCAGAAGUCAUCACUGGGUAGUAGCAGGCACCAGCUGACCAAGCAUUUUCCAAGCCGCCACAGUUAUCCAGCUGCUUCCCCUGCACCUCCCGUGGAAAAAUUGGACCAGACACAGCUAGGACAUCUACUAUUGAAACCAAAGCGGCCUUGGCACCUCACUGAAUGGCCAGCCAUGAACCCCACUUGGAUCCACACCACUCCGAUUUGCAACCCCUGUCUCAGCUCCCCCGGUUCCGUCUCCUUUGGCAGUGGUCCUUUAGGCACUGGGACCAGCAUUGGUGUCAUCCUCUUCCUCCAGCACGGAGAGCAGCCCUUCACCCACUCUGCUCCGACCACUCCAGUCCCACCCACUACAGAAUCUCCUGUCAUCCCUGGUGACCCUAAGAAACUGUCUGGGGAGGGACCUCGUUGCCACAGUUUGCCAGUCACUCUGCCAUCAGACUGGACCUGUACCCUAUUCCCACCCAAUCUAACCCCCACGGCCAGAGAGAGGACCAUGGGACACCCAAAGCAGAUGAGAAGCCAUCCUCCGGGUGCUCUUGAUGUCCAUCCUCUCAGCCCCUAAUCCAGGACUGGAGACUGUGUUUUCUAAUACAUGUAAAUGUGUGCGUGUGCACGCGUGCGCGUGUGGGUAUACACAUACAUAUGUGUGUGUGUGUGUAUAUAUAUUUUUAAAUUUCAAUGUGUGCAUUUGUGUUGAAGGAAGAGACGUCUUUUCUGAUUAAAGAAAUUUUAAACCUAAA
Molecule: messenger RNA, 1496 nt
Organism: Pteropus alecto (black flying fox)
Lineage: Eukaryota; Metazoa; Chordata; Mammalia; Chiroptera; Pteropodidae
Gene: CIART
Product: circadian associated repressor of transcription
Exons: 6
Coding region: 164-1318 (384 amino acids)
Biological process (GO): circadian regulation of gene expression; negative regulation of DNA-templated transcription
Cellular component (GO): nucleus
Molecular function (GO): RNA polymerase II cis-regulatory region sequence-specific DNA binding
Source: RefSeq, a predicted model, not a curated record